ACGAAUUCGAAUAAAUUCGAACUCUUUGGUUCUUCAUAUGGGAUGACGGAACGCUCACUGGACUCAUUACCAGUUAUUGGGGGAGUGUGUCGGGAGCUGGGCGGAAAUUGACUUUCAAUCGUAUUUGGAAUUAUAUUUCCGCACACACAGCCUACAGGCACAAGAUGUAUCUCGCAGAGGAAAGGGAAAGACCUAAUAAUUACUGGCAGCUGAGUGCUAUAGCUAAGUGGUCCAAGAGGUGGGAGGAAAAUGACUCACUCAUUAAAUUUACACGAUGCACGUGGACCUCACGAUAGACAAUUGACCGUAACCACCAUAUCAACAAUGGCCAAGCGGCUUGUAAGCCCUAAUAGCGACGAUGAGGAUGCUCAAGACGCGUCUCCCGCCUUUAAACGAGCUCGUACUGAUGGUGCCAGUGAUAUUGAGCCAAAUAAUCGUUCUCAACGACGCGGACCACGAAACAAGGGGAAAGGGAGGGCACCCGGGGAGGAUGGAAAUUCGUCCAGCGAUGAUGAUCAAGAGCCAGAGGUUCAUGCCGAUCACAUUGAUGACGAUCAGUUUGAAGAGCAGUACCAUGAAAGAGUCGAAAAAGCGGUCGACGCAAAGAGGCACAUUGUCGGUGGCGUUGCGGAACACGGAAUCAUUGAGAGCAUUGAGAUGCACCAGUUCAUGUGUCACAGGUUUUUGAGUUUCCAGUUUGGACCUCAAAUCAAUUUCAUUAUCGGACACAACGGGAGUGGUAAAAGCGCUGUCUUAUCCGCCAUAACCAUCGCUUUAGGUGGUAAGAGCAACUCGACCGGUCGAGGAAGCGGCCUCAAAUCAUUUAUCCGAGAGGGCCAAUCUGCUGCCGAAGUCACCAUUGCCCUCAAGAAUCAAGGCGAAGAGGCAUACAAACCUCAUGAAUAUGGCAAGUCUAUACUCAUCACGCGUCGCUUUACCAAAGAGGGUAGCUCGACCUGGAAGAUUAGAGGAUCCAAGAGCAACCAUACGGUCAGUAGCAAGAGAGAAGAACUAUCUGCGAUUUGCGACCACAUGAACAUUCAAGUCGAUAAUCCGAUGAAUGUUCUAACUCAGGAUGCCGCCAGACAGUUUUUGAGCGCGUCCGCGCCAGCCGAUAAAUAUAAGUUCUUUCUUCGUGGAACUCAGCUGUCCCAACUUGCUACGGAAUACGAAACCUGUUAUGAGAAUAUAACCAACACUACGAAGGUCCUCGAAAACAAGAAGGAGGCAAUUCCUGACCUCAAGCAAGCAUUCCGUGAAGCCACUGCCAAAUAUCAGGAAGCUGCUCAAGCCCUCAAGCAGAAGGCGAAAGCCAAAGAACUCAAAACCGAGUUGGCCUGGUCACACGUACGAGUGAAAGAGAGGGACCUACAAUCGAAAAUGGAAGAUGUAGAACAUGCAAAGAGACACCGGGAGAAAAUUGAGGAGAGUCUUAAUGCCGCUAGAGUCAAGUUGCAAAAUGCCGGGGAGAACGUCACCAAGCAUGAAGAAGAAAUCAACGCGAUUGGUAAUAUCGAUGACCUCGACCGACGCAAAAGUGAUUUCAAGACUGAGAUGAAGGCGCUCAAAAGCCAAAUCUCGAAGUGCAGUUCUGAUAUGAAAGAAAUUAACACUUCCACCACUGCAGCGAAAAAUUCCAUUCAGGAUCUUGAGCGCAACAUCGCUGCAGAAAUUCAACGAUCAGCGCAAGAUACUCAGGAAAAGCGUGACGACUUCACACGCAGAAUGGACGAAGCACGAGCGACUGUUGCGGAGCAAGAAAGCAUUAUCAAACAACUCAGUGCUGCUAAUUCGGAUAUUUUGCGGCGCGCUCAAAGUGCUGAGCAAGAUGGCCAAGCGAAGCAGGCUGAGUUAGAACAGUUAAAACAGAAUAUCGGAACUGUCGAGAAUUCCCUCCGUCAACUACAGCGUGAUCAGGACAACAAGUACUCGGCCUACGGACCUGGGAUGUCUCAGGUGGUUGCAAGGAUUCAGCAGAUGAAGUGGUACGGUGACGAACCCUUGGGGCCUUUGGGUAGAUACGUGAAAGUGAAGGAUCCUGACGCUUGGGCAGACCUGCUUGCGCAGCAGCUGGGCGGAUCGUUAACUGCAUUUGCGGUCACGGACCCGAGAGAUAGGGACAGUCUCAAGAGAGUGCUUGAUCAGGCGAAUUUGAAGCACAACCAGAUCAUAAUUUUCGAAAAGGAUAGGUUCGAUUAUAGCUCUGGCGAGCCAGCACCCGAUGUUUUGACCGUCUUGAGGGCAGUAGAGAUUGAAGACGAGGACGUCAAACGAAUCCUCAUUAAUCAAGCCAGGAUUGAGACCCUGAUACUGGCACCUACCCGCAAGGAAGCUGAACAUGUCUUGCGUCGUGUCGGUGGUGGGGUUGCAUGGACUCAAGAUCGUUUCAAUGUGAAACGUUUCCCUGACGGUGGUGGAUCUACCAACCCGCUGAGAAAACCUCAACGAAGCCAAAUGCUGCGAAACGAGGAUUUUGCUACAUGCCAGAGGCAUCUUGAGGCUGAACGCAAGCAGUUGGAUGCACAAUAUGGACCUUUGACUUCAGAAGUUCAACGUUUCCGGACUUCUUACACGGCGCUCAAACACGAAGAGUCUCAGAACAAGCAAAAUUCUCGUCGAGCUAAUUCGAUCCUUACCGGAGCCAACCAAAAAAUUCAGGAUCUACUGCAAGAGGCGAAUGAAGAUACCCCAGUCAAUAUUCAGGGUCUGCAGGAAGCGAAGCUGGAAGUUGAACAAGAGAGAGAUACCUACAUAAAACAGUUCGAGGAUGUUGCACGUACUAAAGCGCAACUCGAGCAGACAUUGAAUAGUCUGACUGAAGAAGAGCUUGCGCUCCGGGCAGAGAUCAACAGCUUCAAUGAUAGACUGAGUGCGAUUCGAGCACGAGUCGAUGCAGCAGUUGAAGCCCGAAUGAACGCACAGCGUGCGGUGCAACAUUAUGAGAAGAAGAGACACGAAUCCGAUGUAGCCAUCGAAGCUGCAGAAACAAUUCUGAAGACUACAACAGAGGAGUUCGAGAGUUGGACGAACAGUGCCUCUGAAAUAGGUGAUCGAGUCGAAACGAACAGGAAACCUGAAGAUAUACAGAGGCAAAUGGACAACGUCAAGAAUGCACUGCAAGAGCGAGAGAAGAGGCAAGGAGCCACUGUUGAUCAGAUCAUCAAGGAAGUCAAUACGACAAAGGAAAAACUGGAAAGGGCGCAGAAGGACUACAAACAGAUGCUUCAGUUAAACAAGAUCCUCCGAGCCUCUUUAGCCGCACGACUUUCACGGUGGCAAGAAUUUCGGCGUCAUAUUGCUCUUCGUUGUAAGAUGGUCUUCCGGUACAACCUGUCUCAGCGAGGAUACUUUGGAAACAUCUUGUUUAACCACUCCGAGCAGACAUUGUCCCUCAAGGUGCAAACGGACGACCAGCUUAGCACUCAAGAUGGCUCGAAGGAGAAAGAUCCUCGCUCUCUCAGUGGAGGAGAGAAAUCCUUUUCCACGAUUUGUCUCUUACUCUCGCUUUGGGAGUCGAUAGGUUGCCCUCUGAGAUGCCUUGACGAAUUCGAUGUUUUCAUGGAUGCCGUAAACCGUCGUAUCAGUAUGAAAAUGAUGAUUGAUACUGCAAAUCAGUCUGACAAGAAACAGUACAUUCUCAUCACGCCUCAGGAUAUGAACAAUAUCACGAUCGGUCCUACCGUUCGUGUCCAUCGUAUGACUGAUCCGGAACGAGGGCAAGGCAUUCUUGCGAUGGGUUGAAUAGGCAUGGACUGAAAUGACUUCUUUUUCUGCUGAUUUCUUGAUUUCCUUUGUACACAUACAUAGAGUAGUCGUAUAUUUCCAAUCACUUACCUACCUAUCCUCAUAAUUACCCCCUUGAUUUCUUCGUCUAUUUUGAUACUCCUUGCACCAAUGGAGUCUAUACGUGCUUGCGACCUGGUAUCUUCAUUGUCUGAAUCAAAGAUUCAUA
This is a messenger RNA of Lentinula edodes (shiitake mushroom), 3952 nucleotides long. Its product is annotated as P-loop containing nucleoside triphosphate hydrolase protein. The record is from RefSeq and is a predicted model, not a curated record. The transcript has 23 exons. Bases 250 to 3741 code for a protein of 1163 amino acids. Gene Ontology annotation, biological process: double-strand break repair via homologous recombination. Lineage: Eukaryota; Fungi; Basidiomycota; Agaricomycetes; Agaricales; Omphalotaceae. Gene Ontology annotation, cellular component: nucleus; Smc5-Smc6 complex; site of double-strand break. Gene Ontology annotation, molecular function: damaged DNA binding; single-stranded DNA binding.